Molecule: messenger RNA, 1851 nt
Organism: Copidosoma floridanum
Lineage: Eukaryota; Metazoa; Arthropoda; Insecta; Hymenoptera; Encyrtidae
Product: ankyrin-2-like
Source: RefSeq, a predicted model, not a curated record
AUGAACAACGAAAACAAUGUGAGCCUUCACUCAGCAGUUGGUUCCGGCAACAUUUCGUUGGUUCGUGAAAUCCUGCAAAGGGAUCCAUCUCGUGUGAAUGAUUGGGAUUUGGAAUGUAGAGCUCCCCUACACAUGGUCUACGAUCACGUCAAUGACUCCAAUCCUGGAAGAGCCGACAACGGACUCAUGAUGUUGCAACUACUCAUCGACCAUGGAUCAGACGUAAAUGUCCUAAAUGCCCAGUUUGAAUCGGCUCUGUACAUAUCAGUCAAAAAACGGCAGGUCAACGGAGCGGAGCUUCUUCUGAAUUCUAACGCCAACCCUGACACCAUCAACCUGAUGAACAAAACAGCUUUGCAUCUUGCGGUGGAAGGAAACAACAGCGAGAUCAUAAAAUUAUUAUUGGAUAACAAAGCGGAUCCAAACGUAGUUGAUUUUCACGACAUGACACCUCUGGAUGAGGCCAUCUGCUAUUGUAAAACUCGUCCUGCCAAAAUACUCAUACGUCACGGAGCAAAAAGUAAGGAUAUCUAUCGGAGUUUGCAUCAGGCAUGUAAGUUCUCUAGCAGCGGAUUACAAAAAAAACUAUUUCUCAUCCACAUACUGAGUCACGCAGCUGAAAUAGACAUUCACGGAAAUUUCUCGCUCGGGGCUGUACUUUACUAUGCGGCGUCCGACAAGCACGAAAAAUGCAUUCUCGUAGAACUACUGAAUGAGCAAGGUAUUAACAUCGAUGAUGGCAUCGGUGACUCGGAGCUUCAUCGAGAGGUCCGCCACGGAGGGGAGGUGGCCACAAUUGAAGCUCUUCUUCGAAAGGGAACGGGCAUUCAUGUCAGAAAUGUAUUUGGCGAGACACCGCUCCACUUACUGUCAAACGGAGUUGUGUCGCGCGAUGAGGAUUGGCACGUACGAGUUGCUGGUUUACUCAUUAAAUAUGGGACUGAUCUCGAUGCGCACAAUAUUGUCGACAAAACGCCAUUUUUCUUGGCUGCACAAAUGAGUAAAGAAAAAUUAGUCAAUCUGAUUUUGGCCAAAACGACAGGGAUAGAUGAGACGACACUCAAAAGUCCACAUCGACUUCCUUCCCUUUUCUUGCGUACUCGGCGGAACAAGCAACAGCCGGAACUGUACGAGAUCAUCGUUGCUGUUGACUUGGGUUACGAGAAAGUGGUCGAUCGGUUGCUUGACAUGAAGUACGUUGAUAAGUCGAAGAAAAAUUACUGUCAAAACGCCAACUUAGUGCUCCAUCGAGCUGUCCAUAGACACCGCUACGGUACCAUAAAAAUGCUACUGGAGGCUGGCAUUCGUACGGAUGGGCACUUUUCUCGGGAGGUACCUCAUUUUUACGUCCAUCAAAAUGAAGAGUACAAUUUGAUGACAUCGUGUUUGUUCUGGGAAUUUAAUGACAAUGCAACCAUCAUCCGAGCAAUUAAAAAUGCCUUUCGUUACGUUGUACCCUCUAGAGUCGUUAACAAAUUUACGUAUCUUAUGGCCUUUUACUACGCCACGUAUUUACGAGCCAAUAAUUUGAGUGUGGACUUAACGCCAGUUAAAGGACUUUUGAAAUUAAAUCCAAAGCUGUCGGGAAUUGUUUCAGAAUGUAACAAAAAACUGGAUGAAUUGGGAGAAGAAAAAGUGGGUAAUAUGCCAAUCUUUGAAAUUAUAACAAUGCCAUUGGAUUUGCUUGUGAAACGAUUAAGUAACAAGAAAUAUUUCGAAGCCUGCCACAACUUUUCUUUGUUACUCGAAGAAAAAAGAGAUCUUCCAUAUUAUGAUAUGAGAGAAUUAAAAAAUCUGGCCAACUGUCAACUAAGUGACAACUGCGGACCAAGUGCAGAUAUUGUUAAUUGA